CAAAAAAAAAUAUAUAUAUAUAUAUAUUGAAGAGCCAUUAUAUUUUAACAACUUUGCUAGAUAACCAACUAGGAUAUAAGUCGCAACAAAAAAAAAUCCAAUAACACAAAAAAUCAUCCUAAACUCAUAGUUAAACUUAAUCCUAGUUUCACUUCUCACUUUUACGCACUAUAAAAUUCAAAAAACAACCACACAUCCACUCUCCUUUCUUUUCACGCUGUCGCUCCACUUUCCGUAGCUGCACCAUUACCUUUCACUGGUGUCGAAGACAUCGAAGCAACAAGCGACGUGUCAAUCCACUGACGACAAUGAGAGGAACCCCCACGAAUGCAGACUCGAGCACCGUCACCCCCCCCCCCCCCCAACCCAUCUGCCCGCCCUCGACCCGCUGCAACUGUCCAACUGACUAAGCAAUUGCCCGCAAGCCCCCCUAGUCGACAACGAUAUCAGCAACCAUGGAUGGAUGUUUCUUCUACGGCUACCAACGGAAGGACCUCGACAUGAAAGGACCAAUAAACACGGCGAGAUGUGAGCUGUCCGACGUCGCAGCAAGUCCUACCGCAGGAGAACUCGCACACGAUCAACACUUGAUGAAAAAGGAACAGCAUCGCCACGAUUGGAGGGACGUUGAUGGAAAGGAUGCCGUCGCAAGUGGCAGACGCAGUGGAGGGAAAGGACAUAGGGGCGAGUGGCAGACACAGUCGAGAAAAAGACGUCAGUUAUAUAAUGAUAGUCAAUGGAAGGAUAUGUUGCGUAAUUAAUCCUAAUUUCAUGGCACUAAUCCUAAUUGUUAUUUAAAAUUAUUUUUUAAUUUAAAAUUUUAUUUUUUAAAUAAAUUAUUUAAGUUGGUUAAUAGUGCAGUUGACUCUCUAUACUUUUUUAUAUUUUAAUGAGCGAAAUAUAUUUUGAAUCUAU
This is a messenger RNA of Arachis stenosperma, 915 nucleotides long. RefSeq lists its product as uncharacterized. The transcript has 2 exons. Bases 456 to 761 code for a protein of 101 amino acids. Lineage: Eukaryota; Viridiplantae; Streptophyta; Magnoliopsida; Fabales; Fabaceae. The record is from RefSeq and is a predicted model, not a curated record.